AGUGUUAACAAAUAAUCUCAAUAAUACAGAAAAAAGGAAUGUUAUUUAUACAUAUGAUAGAUUAAAUCAAAAGCAACCUCUUGAUAUAAAGGUGAGGCAACAUCACAUGAGACCUCAUCAUGAACAUUUGAACGCCUAAAAGUGGUUCCCAAUAGCCUCUUUUUUGUUCCCAAAGAAACAAAAGAAAAGUAACACACUAGUUUUAUGAAAUUUUCUCACAAACAAACUUUUGUACUGUCUUGUUGCUGAAUCUUGGGGUUCAAGGGACCCUACCAAUUCCUUGAUGGAAGGACUAAACAGUAUUAUUCUAUAAUUGUAAGGUUUUCUAAAGUGCAACUCUACACACUUUUUUCUUUUAUUAUCUUCUUUGACCAUAGCCUCAUGGUUAAGUUUCACCGGAAAGAAUGAGACACCUUGGUUCACAAAAGAACUAAACUUUAAUUUUGGGAUAUCAAACUUUAAAGUGAAGGCUCUAUAGCAUAUAAACAUAUACUGCAUAUGAAAUGACCAUGAAUAAGAAACAUUUGAAGUCUCUCAUGGGAAAAGUGCAACAUUUUGGUGUUCCAUCUCUUGGCGGUUGCUUCGAUAGCUGCCGCGACCAUACACAAGGCUCGGGAUUCGGGACGAGGAUAUGGAACCUCAGUGAUAAGCCAGUGGAGCUGCAAAUAAGGGUAGGAUCAAUACUAAAGAAGAUUUAUACAUUGAAGCCAGGGUCUUCAAAGAGAUUCAAAUGUAAAAGCAUAUAUAAGGCAUUUAUGCCUAGGAGUGGAAGUGUUGGUGAAAGCAUGAAGAACAUGUUGUAUUACUAUGAUGAAACUAGUCACCCUUAUAUUUGGAUUCAUGAGGUAGGGUGUCAUUCCUUAAAGAUGGUUAAGCAGCAGUAUGUUAGUCUUGAGGAUCUGAGGGAUUCUUGUGAGAUCAAAAUCUUUAGGGAUCAUCAAAAAGGUUCUAUUUCAGUUCGAAAGAGAGUGAGACCAGAUUUAUGCUCAAUUUGAAUUUUACGGAUUUGGAUUGUCUGCAAUUGAUAUGUUUGUGGUCGUUGAAUUGAAAUCAAACCGUUUUAAUUGUAAGCUCGUCUUUUAUAUUUGAAAAAUAAUAAAAUUAAACUUGAAAUUUAGAUUAUUUGAUCUUAAUUGAACGACUACAAAUCCGUCGAUGGCAUGAAUGCGUACAAUUUCGACAACAUGCAAUUCGGACGUGAACUUGACAUUAUUGUUUAUCAUGAGUAGGAAGUGACAUUUUUUUUUUGUGUUUUUUUUUUUCCUUAUGUCUAUAUUGUGUGAUAUUAAUUGCAGAAUGCAAUUAUUUAUGAUCA
Molecule: messenger RNA, 1315 nt
Organism: Cicer arietinum (chickpea)
Lineage: Eukaryota; Viridiplantae; Streptophyta; Magnoliopsida; Fabales; Fabaceae
Source: RefSeq, a predicted model, not a curated record